AUGUCUGGGGGACUUUCUGAAAAGGACGACGCCUCAAGAGCAACUUCGACAAACAAUAAAGCCAGCGACAUUUCAAUAGAGGAAUCACCGGGCCAGGGAAGAGGAAACGUACACUAUGUCAAGAGAACUGAAAAUGACUCGCUGCCUGAGUACGAAGGAGAUGUUAUCCCAGGCUACGACGCCGAUCUGAUGCGCGCGCGAGCAAGUCUUAGUAGCGCAGAGGAAAAAAAGUUACUACGACGAAUAGACUGGCACCUCAUUCCACUCUUAGCGAUCAUGUACAUGGUUAAGAGUGUCGAUUUUACAAAUGUAUCCUAUGCUCUAACCAUGGAUAAAGGAACGUCUCGCAAUAUCUUAACUGAGCUCAAAAUGACAUCUGAUCAGUAUAAUCUGGUGACGACCAUGUAUUACAUCCCCUAUAUACUCGCAGAGGCACCUUCCAAUCUUCUGCUGAAAGGCGCCCGACCGUCCAUCUGGCAGGCCCGCAUCAUGGUAUCCUGGGGAGUCGUGCUCUGCUGUCAUGCAGCGGUGACUAACCGACAGGGUCUGUAUGCGGUUCGCUUUUUCCUUGGUCUCUUCGAGGCCGGCCUGUGGCCCGGCAUGCUUGUCCAGUUAUGUUACUGGUAUAGACCGGAUGAGAUUGCCCCUCGGAUAGUCCUUGUGACACUUCUCGGGAACUUCAGCACGGUCAUCAGUGGUGUGCUUGCCUUUGCGUUUAACGGAGUGACAGCUGGUGGGCUAUCUGGCUGGAAAUGGCUAGUCUUGACCGAAGGCAUCUUCACCGUGAUAUUGGGGAUCGUUACGUACUUCCUCUUACCAGACUUUCCCUCUACAGCAUCUUGGCUGUCUGAGAGAGAGCAGACGUUCAUUGAAGCGCGCCUCCCUCGUAACGCUCCGAGAGCAGCGGAAGCCAAUUUCGACCUGCGCGAACUCAUCACGACUCUGAAAAACAAGAGAAUAUGGCUCUUCCUCCUCUGUUGGGCCUUCUUCACCGUCGGCACUACCGGACUUACAUUUUACCAACCAACCGUGAUAGCCAACCUUGGGUUUACCUCUAUGGGUGAAGCCCAAUUGUUAAACAUUCCUUCCGCGGUUUUCGCAGUACUUUUGACAGUCGUCUUUGGUAUCUUGGCCGACAAGGGAAGGAUUCCCCAGCCCGCCAUUCCCCUCGCUUUCAUGAUUGUCAUCGAGGCGUGCUAUGGCGUGCUCUAUGCCUUUCCGAAUACCGGCGGCGUGUACGCGGCAACCAUUCUAGCCGGCGGGCUCUCAACCGCAUGGUACGUGAUGAUGUGGCCCUGGCGCGUGCAGACCACUGAGGGUGCCACGGGUUCUGCCUUCGCCAUCGCCUUUGCGAAUAGCUACGGUCAAAUUGGGGGGGCCGUGGGGUCUCAACUGUUUAAUUCUCGGUACGCGCCACGAUACACGACGUCGUUUGGGAUUGCGAUGGGGUUCGUGGGAAUGGCCAUCAUUAUGAAUCUUAUCACUUGGGGAUUUACGUGGAAGGUCGACGUGGAUACGAGGAAAUUAAAGAGAAUCCGGCUGGCGGCGGCGAAGCAGAAUCAAGCGGUCUUGGAUGAUGUGGAUAUACACGUUGGGGAGAAGCGGCAGUAA
Molecule: messenger RNA, 1611 nt
Organism: Aspergillus bombycis
Lineage: Eukaryota; Fungi; Ascomycota; Eurotiomycetes; Eurotiales; Aspergillaceae
Product: pantothenate transporter
Exons: 8
Coding region: 1-1611 (536 amino acids)
Biological process (GO): transmembrane transport
Cellular component (GO): membrane
Molecular function (GO): transmembrane transporter activity
Source: RefSeq, a predicted model, not a curated record